Zea mays is the source of this 906-nucleotide messenger RNA. RefSeq names its product zinc finger protein CONSTANS-LIKE 5. The transcript is spliced from 2 exons. The record is from RefSeq and is a predicted model, not a curated record. Gene Ontology annotation, molecular function: protein binding; DNA-binding transcription factor activity. Lineage: Eukaryota; Viridiplantae; Streptophyta; Magnoliopsida; Poales; Poaceae. Gene Ontology annotation, cellular component: nucleus. Gene Ontology annotation, biological process: regulation of flower development. The coding region runs from base 43 to 831 and encodes 262 amino acids.
CGUGCCUCUCAGCUCAGCUGUCACCACAUACUGACUACAUGCAUGUAUCAGCAACACCGUCACUGCGCCAGUUCCUCUUGUUAUUGCGUUGAUGGUGAGGUCGAAGGUGGUGAUGCCAUCCUUUCCUCUCAGCUAGAAGCCUUGCUUGCCAAUGGAGGAGCAUUCCUGUCAUCUACUUCGUCGCUACCGUUACCGCCGUUGAGCUACAUGCCUCACUAUUUUUCCCGGCAGGACCCUGCCAUUGUUCCUUCACCCAUGGCCAGCCAGCUGCACGCCAUCACCCACUUGUCCCCAUCGUCGUCGUCUGGCAUGGCUUCAGCAACGUCCCCGUCGUUUCGCCGGGCGUUGAGCACGGGUGACCUCAUCGUCCAGGAGGACCGGGACCGGGACGAGGAGCAGAGGGCGGUGGUGGCGGCGGCAACAAGGUACAGCGCGGAAGAGCGGCGGGAGCGCAUUGACAAGUACCGGAGCAAGCGCAACCAACGCAACUUCCAAAAGAAGAUCACGUAUGCCUGCCGGAAGACGCUCGCAGACAGUCGUCCCCGGGUGAAGGGCCGCUUCGCGCGCAACGGCGGCGACUACACGGAGGCGGAUGCAGUUGCAGACCACCAUGUCCUAGGAGCAGCACAUCAGUCGGAGUCAGAGUCAGAGUCGCCAGCAACAGCAGCCACGCCGGAGUGGUGGCCGGCAGUGCAGGAGGAGUUGCCUGCCGUUGCCGCUGCCGGCAUCAACCUAGCAGAGUUCUGUGCCGACGACGACGAGAUGCUGGCAGCCUACCUUGGAGUCUCCUCCAUUAGUAUAGCUGAUCAUCACUACAGCUGUCAGCCGUAGAUAUACAGACAGCUGCAUGAGUAGAGGUGCUGCUCGCUUUAAUUUUUACAUAUAUAUUAUCUGCCUUUUUAUUUA